Molecule: messenger RNA, 2227 nt
Organism: Pseudoliparis swirei
Lineage: Eukaryota; Metazoa; Chordata; Actinopteri; Perciformes; Liparidae
Product: max-interacting protein 1-like
Exons: 6
Coding region: 84-896 (270 amino acids)
Biological process (GO): regulation of transcription by RNA polymerase II
Molecular function (GO): DNA-binding transcription factor activity, RNA polymerase II-specific; RNA polymerase II cis-regulatory region sequence-specific DNA binding; protein dimerization activity
Source: RefSeq, a predicted model, not a curated record
AAGGAGUGCAAUUCCACCGCCGUCUAUUUGUCAAAGCCCCCACCCCCCCACAGAAGAAGAAGAAAACAAUCCGAAAGUAAAAAAUGGUAAAGUACAUGCGACAGCACAGCGAGCGGAAACCCGAAGAGGCUCCGUCGGAGUCUGACGCGUUCACGGACCAGCAAGAUUUCGGAGAAUUGGCCGACUAUUCUCUCAGCGACGUUUUAUACUCCAAAUGUUCCGCAAUGGACCAAAUCGGCACUUUCAUGAAGAACGUGCAAGUGCUGCUCGACGCCGCAACUUACAUAGAAAAUGUCGAGAAGAGCAACGGAAAAUGUGAGCAUGGGUAUGCUUCGACGUCCCCUGACACCCAGACUGCACACCAUCAGAAACAACAUAAAUUCAAGAAUAGGAAGUUGGACAAUAUUAACAAUAGGUCAGCACACAAUGAACUGGAAAAAAAUAGACGAGCACAUCUCCGCCUGUGUUUGGAGAGGUUGAAGUCCCUCAUCCCUCUGGGACCCGAAAGCAGUCGGCACACCACGCUGGGACUGCUGAACAAGGCCAAAGCACACAUCAAGAAACUUGAAGAGAUGGACCGGAGGAGUCUGCACCAGCUGGAGACCUUAGAGAGGGAGCAGAGGCAUCUGCAGAGGCAGCUCUCCCAGCUGCAGACUCAUGGAGACCGGGACCGGGUCCGUACGGACAGCCAGGGCUCCCACAUGGACUCUGACCACUCCGAGUCUGACAGAGAGGAGAUCGAAGUUGAUGUCGAAAGCACUGAGUUCUCCCAUGGAGAAAUGGACAGCGUGAGCACCAGUGGUGCGAGUGACCUGGAUGACCACAGCAGCCGGCAGAGCUCCGCCAGCGACGAGGGCUACUCCACAUGCAGCCUCAAACUGGCCUUCUCUGCUUGAAGCACCAGCCGAUACGUUUACCCGGGCUGCGGGCCUUCGUGGCUCUCACCAGUACCAGCCGGCAGCUCCGUCCUCCCUCCGCAGUUCAGGGUCAACUGUCUCCAUAAGAAGAACAAGCCUCGAUCCCACCUUUACCUGACAAGUGAAAUGUCUACUCCCCCCCUCCUGAGAACCAGCCUUAAGUUCAACACUCUCCUUCCAAAAAAGGGGCUUCAGUCUGAAACAUUUUGUACACAAAAGCCUCCAAAGUUAACUUCUCCGUCAAUACGCAGUUUCUUCAUUUUCCAGAGUUGACUUAACCAAUUACCUGAAUAUCCCAUUAUCAGCUUGACUCAACCACACCUGCACUCAAUACUGACCCUGGAGAGGACCCACGCACCAGUGUCCAACACUGAAGCGGGAACUCUACCUUUAGUCAAGUUCAUCCUCCUAAAAACCAGCACAAAAAAACAACUAAAAACAACCACUAAAAAACGCAAUACCAGCUAGAAGCUCACCAUUGUGAAUGUUCGCUCCAUUUGCCUUGUAAUAACGUUGCCCUUUUUCUCUGGAUGAUAUAUCCAGAUGGCACUUCUCGACAGUGUGCAAGCCAGUGGAAACGGCUGCAGUGUCUGCAUUCCAACAUGUUUAUUACACUCCUCGACGCUCCGCUUUAAGACUCACACCCAUCGCCGGUCCGCGUGGCGUCCCUUCUCUCGACUGAACGACCGUUGUAUCCAAACCGGUGGUGCGCAGUCCACCCUUGUUAUUCUAAUUUAUUUUGCAUAUAGUAUUUAUUUUUGGUAUAUUUCAUUUUUUCUGUCGCUAGGUAUUUGGUGAUGGUUUAAAAAAGAAAGAAGAAGAAAAAGAAAAAAACUCCGCUGUUAGUUUUCUUCACGUCGUUUAAAAAAAAUAGUUACUUGACGAGAAAUUGAAGCCCAAUUUGACGCAUUUGCAGCGCUGAAGGUUUUAAUGUAUCGCUUCAGUCUUUUUUUUAAGAAUGAUAUCUUGACAAUAGUGGGCGGAUUCCAUUUGAUUUGGACAGUAAUACUAUCCCGUGCUUGUCAGCGAUAAAGCAUCUACUUCCAUCACAACUGUCAUGCUGGCUGUGUUUAACACACUUUUCUGUCCGUCCGACGCCAAAUUGCAGUUUGCUAGUUAAACACUUGCCCAACUAGUAGCAUCAAUUUUCAUACUUAGUAGGAAAAAACCCGAUUGUAAUCGAUUACAAAAAGAAGAAAAAAAGAAGCUAUGGUGCAUGUGUAUCGAAUGUAGCUAUCAUAUUGUAAUGUGCUUUGGAUUGACACGUCUUAAAUGUCUGUAGCAUGAACAUAAACGCUACAGAAUACUCA